GAGGAGGAGGAGGGAUUGUCCACCCCCGGCCCGGACCCUGGGAUGAGGCUGCAGCGGGCCGAAGCCGCGGUCAGAACAGUCCCGGGCAGAUGUCCCAGGGGAGCGGCCCGCUUCCCCGCCCCCUCGACGACCCUCAUGGAGACCCCCAGCCGGAGCCGCCCCCUGCCCCAGCUCAGGAGGCGGUCACAAGCUCUCCCAGCCUGCCCCAGCCAGAGGUAGCAGUGUCUUCACAGGAUCACACCCACCAUCCGGUCCACCCCAGCAGGACCAGAGAGGAGGAGGAGGAGGAGGUGGAGGAGGAGGAGGAGGAGACGGCAGCACCCUCCAUGCCCCAAGUCAGUGGACCAGCAUCUCUGCAGGCCUUGAGCAGCACUGACCUCAUCGGUCUCCCUCAAGCUGUGACAUGUCAGCCGCAGGGUCUCUCCCCGACCCGGGGACCCCCUGGCUGCAUCCCGCUGCUGCACAACGGCACCGGCGGCUCCCCGAAUCUAGCCGGGACCAGUCGCUCAGGGAACGGAGCCUUCGGAGGUUCCCGGACCCCCAGGAAGCCGCCGACACCCACCUCCCUCCCGGCCCACGGAGGCAGGAAGCGCAAGACCGGCACCAAGCCUGCCACCUCCCAGAUCCCCAUCGAGGCCCAGGAAGACUGCUGCGUCCACUGCGUCCUGACCUGCCUGUUCUGCGAGUUCCUGGCCCUCUGCAACAUCCUGCUGGACUGCGUCACCUGCGGCUCCUGCAGCUCCGAGGACUCGUGCAUUUGCUGCUGCUGCUGCUGCGGCUCCGGAGAGUGCGUCGACUGCGACCUGCCCUGCGAUAUGGACUGCGGCAUCGUCGACGCCUGCUGCGAGUCGGCCGACUGCCUGGAGAUCUGCAUGGAGUGCUGCGGGCUGUGCUUCUCUUCCUGAGGUCCCCGGCCCGAGGGACCUCCAGCAGCCAGGCCUGAGCAGGAGCAAGGUGCAGGCCCCGGGCAGGGUCAGCCUGGAACCAACAAUGGGGAUGGCUGGCCCAGCAGAGUGACCGCAGCCCAUCCAGAACCCCCGCCUAAUACUCCUGGAGUGGGAGGGCGGAGGUGGGCCAGGUUUGGCUCUAGGACACUGUGAAUGCCCGUUGUGGGGGGCCAAGGCAAAGGGGCCUAGCUCCAGCAACCCAGUAGUGCAACUGGCCAGAGGCCAAAUAGAUGUGAAGUCCUUCACUAGCCCACCUCUCUGCUUGCUGCCCUGGAGAGGGCAAGGCUUUUGUCCAGCCCCCCCCAACCAUCUUGGGGCCUGUCCUGGGGGCUGACAAGGAGAGAGGAGUGAGUGGACCCCUAGGGUAUGGGAAGGCUGAGUGGGAGAGGGGCAGC
This is a messenger RNA of Ornithorhynchus anatinus (platypus), 1342 nucleotides long. RefSeq names its product MyoD family inhibitor (gene MDFI). Bases 90 to 905 code for a protein of 271 amino acids. Lineage: Eukaryota; Metazoa; Chordata; Mammalia; Monotremata; Ornithorhynchidae. The record is from RefSeq and is a predicted model, not a curated record. The transcript is spliced from 5 exons.